GUUGCUGCCUGUAGGAGGUCCAAUGAGUGUUGGGAGAAGCAAGAAGUUCAACAUCUCCAUCCAGGAGCACAUGGCCAUCGACGUUUGUCCUGGUCCAAUCAGAGCCAUUCGCCAAAUUUCAACCUACUUUCCCCGUCUGUCCCCCACCUCCCCCGUCUCCCCCACCUCCCUUGUGUCCCCCACCUCCCUUGUGUCCCCCACCUCUCUUGUGUCCCCCACCUCCCCCGUCUCCCUUACCUCCCCCGUGUCCCCCACCUUCCCCGUGUCCCCCACCUCCCUUGUGUCCCCCACCUCCCCCGUGUCCCCCAUUCCACUCUCUCCCCCGACAACCCUCAGUCCUACCACUGUGAUGUCAUCAAUGGAGGCCAUCAGCUCAGACAGUGAUGACUGCACGUCGUUGGGCAUGUUGGAGUUUGAGCUAAGGUACGAGCAGACGUCCAGUCAGCUGCACUGCACGGUUCUACGGGCAAAGGGUUUGAAGCCCAUGGACUUUAAUGGCUUGGCCGACCCCUACGUCAAAGUGCACCUGCUGCCCGGCGCCUGCAAGGCCAACAAGCUGAAGACAAAGACGGUGAGGAACUGUCUGAACCCGGUGUGGGAGGAGACUCUGACCUACGUGGGAAUCACGCAGGAGGACAUCGUCAGGAAGACGCUCAGGCUGACCGUGUGUGACCAGGACAAGCUGACCCAGAACCAGAUCAUUGGUCAGUCCAGAGUGGCGCUCAGGAGACUCCACGCUCAGCAUGCCACACGCUUCCACACCUGCCUAGAACACCCGCCCCCGCUGCCAUCUCCGAGCGCCACAGGAGAAGCUGUGCGAGGAAUCUCCUGCUACCUGCGAGAGUGGGAGGAGCAGCAGCUCCACAGUCUGGAGGAAAGAGGUCGUCUUCUUCUCUCGCUGCAGUUCCUGCCUCUGCCCACCGGGGGAAACGACCAGACUGACAGGCGGCUAGCGGGCGGUCUGUGCGUUGGCGUGAAGCGCUGCGCUCACCUGGCAGCCAUGGACGUGAACGGAUUCUCUGACCCAUACGUGAAAAUAUACCUGAAGCCCGACAUGGAGAAGAAGUCCAAACACAAAACUGCAGUUGUGAAGAAGACGCUCAACCCUGAAUUCAACCAGGAGUUCUUCUACGAGAUCUCCCGGUCAGAACUGGUCACCAAGACCCUGGAGGUGACCGUGUGGGACUACGACUUGGGACGCUCCAACGACUUCAUAGGUGGCGUGUGUCUGGGGGCUCAGUCUCUGGGCCACGCCCUUCGCCACUGGACAGACUGCCUGAAGAACCAAGGCCAGCAGGUGGAGCGCUGGCACAUUCUGACCAAUCAGCUGCCACGUAGUGUCAGCCACAACUAAAGUCAUGUGACCUCUGCGAAAAAAGGAAUCCAUCCGUGUCAGCCGCUAACCGAAUGUUAGCAUCAGUAAAUAUGUAACAUUACUGUUAUAUCUGUAUGCUAUAUACAUGGGCUCCCCUAGUGGUGUGCGAAGGUAUCAUUUGAUUAA
This is a messenger RNA of Nerophis lumbriciformis (worm pipefish), 1501 nucleotides long. NCBI's taxonomy places the organism in Eukaryota, Metazoa, Chordata, Actinopteri, Syngnathiformes, Syngnathidae. The record is from RefSeq and is a predicted model, not a curated record.